CGUCACGACCCUCAAUCUCAGUCAGAUGUAGUGGGGAGGGGGGGGGCAGACCACGCAGUAUACACUAACAGGAACAGGGUUAAAUUGACCCUGGCUUACCACCUGGUGUGGAGGCCUGUAACCUAGUGAGGAGGCCUUGCUGGGUGGGAGGAAACAUGAUGAGUGGGAAGAGCCUGCUGCUGAAGGUGAUCCUGCUGGGGGACGGUGGAGUGGGCAAGUCCUCCCUAAUGAACCGCUAUGUCACAGACCGCUUUGACUCCCAAUCCUUUCACACCAUCGGUGUGGAGUUCCUCAACCGGGACCUGGAGGUAGACGGGCGUCUGGUUACUCUUCAGAUCUGGGACACGGCAGGCCAGGAGCGCUUUAAGUCCCUGCGCACGCCCUUCUACCGAGGCGCCGACUGCUGCCUGCUCACAUUUGCCGUGAACGACCUGCAGAGCUUCCAGAACCUCGGCUGCUGGAAGAAGGAGUUCAUGUACUACUCGGACGUUAAAGACCCUGAGCGGUUCCCUUUUGUGGUUCUAGGCAACAAGGUAGACAUGGAGCAGAGGGAGGUAGGGGAGGAGGAAGCACGGGCCUGGUGCGAGGAGAAUGGCUGUUGCCCUUACUUUGAGACCAGUGCUAAGGAUGACACAAAUGUCACAGCUGCAUUCGAGGCAGCUGUCAGGGAGGUUCUAGCCACUGAGGACCAGAUUGACCAUGCACUACUGAGUAGUACUAUCGAUCUCCAUGGCAACCGCAAAGCCUCUCGCGCAUCUUGCUGCUGAUUGGUCGGGUGCAAAUCCACCUUGUCUUAAUCUCUCUGGCCGAAACUUGCCCAUGGCAGUUUUGAGAGCCAUCAGAUAUUGUUUAUGGUUCACAUACUGUAGGUAGAAGUUACUGAGUACAGUAUACGCUCAAGAUAAUGUGGAUAAGAUACAACUGCUCAGGAUGAGGGCCGUGUCAAGGAUUCAGCUGGAAUCCUAAUUGUUGAAUUAUUGCUCAAGGUACAGGCACACUGUAACAGGCACACUCAUGCUUUGUACUCUGCUUCCAGUAGUGUUGCACAAAAACAUUUUUACCCAGCUUCCGCGUUGUCUGCCUAUACAGGACUUGUAUCAAAUAGUGCUUUCAGAGCAUUGAUUUUAAUUGAAAUAAGUAAAAUUUUAGUUAAUACAAUGGACGAGAGAAUAUAGCAAUCCUCUCUUGAAGAGCACAGUCUACCUUUGGCACGGCAACAUAAAGUACAGUUGGUCUGGUAAUUGCUCAAUCUGAGCAUGAGCUGAUUUUCCCAGCUUUUAGAGAGACUUUGAAUACACCUUGACAUUUCCUUGUUAUCAGAUCUUUUAGCAGAAGUGGAGAGCUAAUGUAUUUUCUGGACACAGAGAGUAUAAGUGACAGUGUUCCAAAACCAGACAGAUAUUGUACUUGGGAACUCCCAACAUCGGUUAUGAUGACCAAUACGGUACGAGGAAGUUAAACGAUUGCCGCACUCAAAAGGAAGAUGACCUUGUUUGUCCUCAGUGAGAAGGGAAUUGUGAGAUUUAAAUUUGAAGCUCAAACUGUAAGCAUUGGGUACGAGCUGUUGUGGUGCUCUUAUUCAUUAAACUAUUAUAACAGCACUAUUGUGUAGCCGGAGGUGUCAGGUGUACGAGUUAGACAUAUUCACGUACACGGGUCUGUUUACUAAGGUUCAGUGUUUCUUUCAGAGUAAAAAAAUAACGCUGCUUUUGCUACUGUUGUUGAUAAACUGCUGUUCAUUUUUCUGUGAAACACAUUUUCCUCCACCGACGCGUUCUUUUUUUACAGGCAUGUGUGAUAUUUUAUAUUAGGCUUCAGUGUUUGAUCAAGGGCUGAUUAAAGUAGGUUUUCCUGAUGUAUAGAGGAGGUUAUAAUUAUUAAGAUCAACAAUAAUUUUCAUAAUUAUGGCAUGUUUGUAAUAGUGUGUCUGCCUUUUUGAUUGCGUGGCAGGCCUUAACAUUCCAGUCAUUUAUUCUGACAGUCUCCCACGCUUUACUGAUACAUUACAUACAUAUUGUGCUGUUAGUCUGGUCAUUCAUUCAAUAUAAAAUAGCCUGAGCAGAAAGAUAAGGCUUUUAAGACCAGUAAUGUGUGCAAUGUGCAUCACCCCGUUCAUACAGUAUUGAGUGAAGCAUAUAAUUUAGUAUUCUCACAACUUAAUGUUUACUUGUUUUCAGCUGGAUGGUACUUUACUUUCAUUUCAUUGUUUUUAAAUACAGGUUUACUUCCAUUUGAAUUUGUCCCUUUGGUGUUGCUGCUAUCGGCCAGAGGGCAUUGUUGUUUGCCUGCACGGUUUGAGUAAAUAAUAUGCCUGACAUUCAAUGCUUCAAACUGAGUUUAACAUGGUCUAAAUUCAUUCUCAUCAGUAUUGUGAUUGCUGCUGGAAUAUUAUUUUAUAUUGCGUCUAGUCAAACAACCCUACCUGUUGCAAAAAUAAGAUAAAAUGUUUUAAUCUCCUGGAUGCACAGAGUCCCCCAUUGCGGUCCGUGUUCUCAUACCGUUUUUCUGUUAUGUUGAAGGUCUUGUGUAUUCUCUCUGCCUGAGAUCACAUUAUUUGCCUUUCAAGUUCAAAAAUUGCAUCAUAUUUUAGUGUGCGUGCAGACUAAUGGUGAACUGUGAAAGUGAACCGGAUCCAAUCAGGUACAUUUACUUAUUACAUGGUUCUUUGGUUUAAUGUAGGCUUAUAACAAAUAGCUUGUUUGUUUGAUUAUUGACAUUUUUAUAAGAUGUGUUGAGUACUGGUACUCACAGCUUAGGAGAGAAACUUUAUUAACUGUGAACUGAGUAGGGCAUUUUAACAAAAUCAUGCCUGUAGCCUACAUUAAUUCAAAGUCAAAAUUGAGGGCUGUUAGCUAAUCAUUUGUCAGUGUUAAUAUUUUAUGGAUUAAAUUUAUAGGAUAUUUUGUCACCUUACUGUACCAUUUCAGUUUUUAUCUAUCUUUAAUGUAGCCUACCACAGUGUUUACCUGGAAUCUAACUUACCUGAGAACCAGUGGGUACUUAGAAGCUGGUAGCAUAACCUUACAGUAUGUUGCUUGCCAGUCUAAUAUCAGUAUUUUUCUUUAUGUUGCUGUAAUAUUUAUGAAUGUAAAAACACAUUUCUUUGGGCUGUCCAUAUUAAUGGCUUAUGUAAAUUGGAAAGGGCAUUCAUUUUAUAAUAAUGUACGAAAUGACACUGAACGUCUGUUUCACCCUCAGCGCUCAACCCACGAGUGUGAUUUAAGCUGCGUGAAAGUCAGACUGUUCAUCCUGAUUAUGUGUUGAUCUAAUGGAGAACUUCCCUUUUUUCCUCUUUAUUGCACUACGGAGGAUAAGACUGGGUGUGCCAACAUGCUGGCAAAGUGGUGUAUACUCUCCAGUGCUUGGCUACAAAUAAAACAUGCAACAUAUCA
This is a messenger RNA of Morone saxatilis (striped sea-bass), 3392 nucleotides long. It is a transcript of the gene rab9b, whose product is annotated as RAB9B, member RAS oncogene family. The record is from RefSeq and is a predicted model, not a curated record. Gene Ontology annotation, biological process: retrograde transport, endosome to Golgi; Rab protein signal transduction. The transcript is spliced from 2 exons. Bases 156 to 767 code for a protein of 203 amino acids. Gene Ontology annotation, molecular function: GTPase activity; GTP binding. Gene Ontology annotation, cellular component: lysosome; late endosome; phagocytic vesicle. NCBI's taxonomy places the organism in Eukaryota, Metazoa, Chordata, Actinopteri, Moronidae.